This is a messenger RNA of Marchantia polymorpha subsp. ruderalis, 2883 nucleotides long. NCBI's taxonomy places the organism in Eukaryota, Viridiplantae, Streptophyta, Marchantiopsida, Marchantiales, Marchantiaceae. The record is from the annotation of a GenBank genome assembly.
GGGGACAGGUUCUUCAGACCAGAGAGAGGAGCCAGAAUAAUGUUCCGCCGGCUCUCAAAGCCAUGCGUGCAUUAGGACGACCAUCCAAGUCGGUCAGUCGUGUGAAGCGAGGGAGAGCUAAAAUUGCAGCACGGUUUGGGCCCACUGAACAAACCAACGGGAAGGUGCCAACGAAGUAGCACAAUCGAAGGACGGCGGCGAGUUUUACUGCGCUCUAGGAGAAGGCUGCAAUGCAAAUCUGUUCUGCUGACUGAGGCCCAGCAGCAUCGGUGGAUAGGAGUUUCACGAAGUGUGUAAGCUCGAAAAUCGUAUCGGCGAAACUCUUGAUCUCACCUCAUCGUCCUCGUGAGGGCCGAUCCGAGCAAUGGGGCUCGAGUAAACUACUCAUCUCAGCAGAACGGAGAUAAGAAGGGCAGGGAACGCCUUCGCUUCGCCUGAAUGUUCGAUCAGGAUUUGUGGAAUUCACAACGGAAGACUAUCAUGAUCAUAAGCAGGUAGUGUGAACGUAUCAGCAUCGAUAUAUGAUUAGUUCGUCCAUUCUACUGUACGGUUAGCUUGGACUGCGGUCCGAGCACGAGCAGAUGAGAAGCACGAGCAGAGAUGCUGUCUUACCAGCCUUACAUAACUACGAGGAGGGAGGGCUGAACGACUUCACCUCGUGCUCGUUUUCUUCGAAAUCUUCAGCACGAGUCGAGGCGAGAGUUUCAUUCAAGUUCAUGCGCCUACGAGAUCGAUCAUCAAGACCCACUUCGGCCUCGACGGACGUGAUGAUUUUGACUCGGAACCAACCUCGGUGAUGGACUUCACGCAGUGCAUUUCCCCGACUCUGCAAGAUGAUGCAUGGGUCGAGCAGCAGCAGCAGGUAGCGCUGUGGGAUCAACAUCUGCUAUUUUUGAGGGAGCAGCAGCUGUGCCUGUGGGGACAGAAUGAAUCCGAGCUGCAGUACCUGUACGAAUGCGAUCCUUCGUAAAGGUACUGCAGUUCUGUGGGGAGUUCUAGACCUCCUACUAGACGGAUGGGUUCAUAUUCCAGCAAGAACAGCUCCAGCAUUCACAGUCUGCAAUCGUUCGACGACUAUGACAAGGAAGCUCAGCUCGACAGCUGGAUCUCGUGCUCCGGUUGUAAAGUCUUCUGCCUUCCCCUACAGUUGCAGAUUCUGACUCUUCUCCUUACCUGGCUCUAGACGGUCAUCUCUCGGGAAUUCGAAUUCUAAAAUUCCAGUCCGAGACUUGUGAGUUUGCCGGUCGGGUCCGCCGAGGACGACAAGAUUUCUGCAAUUUUCAUUGUCCAAUUAAAUUGCAACUGUCUAUCGUCCGGCUGGUACAACCGGUGAGAGAAAACCUCCAGGCGAAGAACUCCGGCCUUCAUUUGAUUAAGCCCCUGUCCGCUGCCGAUCCCUGGAACUUUCUACCGUCGGAAGAUCUAUUGUACAGCUCCAAACCUGUGGGCCCCCACUGCAGCUCCCGUUACAUCCAUAUUUCUCGAAUUCUGCCUCUGUCCAAGACAAUCCUAGCUGGUACGAUCUGAAAGCAGCGGACAGGAGGCAAAUGCGAGAGCUCGGUCACUCCGUUCACAGCAUCCGUCAUCGACAGUAGGAAACAAGGAGGGCUAAGCAGUAGAAGAACGCAGCGCUGAUAAGUCUCGAGACAUGGAAGACGAUUGCAUGUCCAUCGACUCGAAUGUCACGAAGCCCAUGGACGCAGUUCUGCGCCCUCCUUGCCUUCUUUCUCCUCCUCCUCAGCAGCGGCAGUUGCAGCCAAUGCCAACUGCGUAUCGGGCAACUACGGCUCCAUGAGUGUGGUGACGCUGAUCCGCGACCUCGCCACUUGCGCCGGGGCCGCAAAUCAACUACUCUCGUCUGAGUAAGCUCAAGGAGGCCAGGAUGGCGCUGGUGGAGGUCGCCAAGUCGCGCCUGACGCAGAGCUCGAAGCUGGAGCUGUGCGACGGCGACUACGUGGUUAAGGAGAAUCGCGGCUUGGUGAGCGCAGUGCCGCAUUACUACUCCGUCAUAUUGCCGCAUAUAAGGUUCAACCACUUUAGCUGCGACGGCUAAACGCCGUAAGAGGAGACGGGCUGCGUCGUCAUGGGGUGGACGGGCAAGCCCAUCAUCGCGGCCUCGUCGUGGAAACGAUGAGACUGAGAUUGAAGUUCAAUAGAGAUCGCGUUUCUUGGCCUCUCUCCGCUCGCCUUUGAAUAGCUUGGCUUCAUGUUGUAGUUGUACUCGACCCUUUUACUGCACACGACAGACAGACAGACACGCACGCACCAACCUCCCGAUCGAAUCAACAAUCUCGGAGCUAUCAAACAGCCGCAAAUUACUUGGAAUGGAUGGGAGGCGCAAAUUCGCAAUACACAGAAGAAGAAGAAAAGACAAGUUGGUUGAGGUGAUCCGCAGCUCCGACACUUAUUCAUCGGCCUUGUAACCAACUCCCAUCGUUCGGUCAGCGAGUACUUCGCAAGUCUCUUGGAUGUUGUGAGUUGGUGCUUCGUACGAACAUGGUCAUGGGACGCUCCACUCCCCCAUUUCUCGCUUAUGUCGAACUUGAUCGCCGAAAAUGGCUGAGGCGCAGUUGCAUAUGACCGUCGCAUGAAUCUUGCUAGGAUAGUAUGUAUGCUUGAUAGCAUAAUUCGGAUUUACGAAACUUUCAGCUCUCGGUCUUCGAUUGACGCUCGGUUUCAGCUGGUCUGGCUGCCCGUGGAUGUGAAACUGGAGCCAAUUGAUUACCAACUUCACCGUUCCCGCCGUCUAGAGUUUGUUCCCAAUCGAUUCGCUGAACCGGGAACGUCGAGAGGAAGUGAGCAUUUUUAUUGUUUGUAACACCGUCAUUUAGGCUUCAUCAGAAUAAAGCAUCGCUCAGAUCGAUCCACCUCCAUGUCAUUUGG